GAAAGUUUUCUCCUCGACUGGCCCUCCCGAGUUUUGUUACACCUUUUCUGCGACUCGCCAGCCCGCCUGCAGACACAGCUAAUAAACACCGAAGCCCAGACCCUGCUUCCCUGCCUGCUGGGUGUUACCUGCUUGUUGCUGCCGUGCGGGAGUCUCGGCACGAAAGGACGAAAGCGACGACAGGGACGACGAGAACGGGCCUCACCCUCGCCCCCCGACCAUAUAUCCAGCCAUCCACGCACCAGGCUUCUCGGCUCCGACUGACUGGUUGUUCUUCCGUAUUGCGUCUUGCGUCUUGCGUUUGCGUCCCCGAGAGUUCCAGCCCAGUUGACUCAUUGUCGACCAUGAUAUAUAUGAGCAGGCAAUAGCGUCAUCCAUCUCCAAUCGCCCACCUCGCCCACCUCCCCCAACCUCCCUUGCCCAAAGUACCGAUCCCGCCACCGGCCGGGUCGCUACUAGUCCGCUGCUCUCCCACCCCCUUCAGUCCGGGACAGGCCGCCAUUGCAACAGCGAAAAUGCACGACGCAAACUCGUUCCUCGGCCAGGCUAAGCCAAAGCUGCACAUCCCACACCUGCAGUGGCCCCGCGCAUUAAACAUCGCCAUCCCAGAGCACUUCCGGCCCGCCAGCAGCAGGAGCAAGAGGAGCCGUUCCAAGAAGCCAUGGCGCCACCCGUACCGCGACUCCAACACCGUCACCAGGCUGCAGCGCUCCUUCAACCCCCUCGACGGCGUGCGUGCCUGUCGCCGCCAUAGGCUUUGCUGGUCCGACAUUCAGUGGGUCGCCCUGGCUGCCCUGAUGAUCUUCUCAGUCACCAUCGCGCCUAUGCCCUUGUUCUUCAAGAUCGCUAUUCCCAUGGUGUCGCUUCUCGUGUGCUUGAUGCCCGCAACCAGGCAGUUCUUCAUGCCCUCCAUGUCCAUCUGGGUAUACCUGAUUUACUUCUUCUGCAGCCGCUUCAUCCCUGUCGAGGUCCGCCCUCACAUCUGGGUCAAGGUCCUGCCCGCCCUCGAGAACGUCCUGUAUGGCGCCAACCUGUCCAACAUCCUCUCGGCCCACACCCACCCCGUCCUCGACUUGCUUGCAUGGCUCCCCUACGGCAUCGGCCACUUUGGCGGCCCUGCCGUCUGCGCCCUGGCAAUGUUCAUCUUCGCUGCUCCCUCCACCACUCCCGUCUUCGCCAAGACCUUCGGCUGGUUGGCCAUCACCGGCGUCACCCUGGCCCUGGUGUUCCCCUGCACGCCGCCUUGGUAUGAGAAGGAGCACGGUCUGGAGCCUGCCCGUUACGGCAUGCCAGGCAGCCCCGCCGGCCUGGCCCGUGUUGACCAGCUCUUCGGCGUCGACAUGUACACCACCAGCUUCUCGACCGCCCCCGUGCCCUUCGGUGCCUUCCCCAGCCUCCACGCCGCCAACGCCACCCUCGAGGCCCUGUUCAUGAGCUACUGCUUCCCCCGCGCACGCUCCCUGUUCAUCAUGUACGUCGCCUGGCUGUGCUGGGCCACCAUGUAUCUCAACCACCACUACGCCGUCGACCUGGUCGGUGGCGCCCUGAUCGCAACCGCCUACUAUUACAUUGCUCGCACCCGCUACCUACCCCGCCAGCAGCCGAACAAGCGCCACCGCUGGGAGUAUGAGUACGUCGAGAUCGGCGAGAAGCCCAAGACCCUGGACGAGGAAGAAGGCUACAUCGGCGUUGGCGGCGAGUACGGCAUGGGCCUGCUCGAGAGGAGGAGCAUGCACCUCAGCGAGGAUGACGAGUGGACCCUGGGCAGCAGCUCCAGCUUCUCGUCCACGUCCACGCCCCGCACCAGCACCACCAGCCCCACCCUGAUGUCCCCGACGACGCCCACCGAUCCCGACUUCAACCACGUCACAAUCCCCAUGAACCUCAACGGCCAGCUCAUGUGGGGUGCUGGCGAGCGCGGAUCCACGAGAGACGACGAGGUGUCUGAGGUUGUGGUGGUGAGGUAGUCGCAGGUGCAGCUUUCGACGGUCUCGUUGCAGCCGUGCAGGCAUGGUGUCACCCAACGCCAGCAACUGCUGCAAAUGGCCCAGUCGAUCGCCUCGACAUUUAAAUAAGCAAUCGCGACCCCCUGGCUAGCCGGGCCCCGACCAGGUCUCCAACGCGCCGCUUAGCGGCCGCCUUAGCUUAAUGGCACCUCAGCCCUGCAGCCCGCUGCGGGUAGUUUCGCGUCGGCAGCAACCGAGAAGGAGCCCGCUCUGGUAAUAUGCCAGCCGAUGACUACCGCCGCGUCGACCUUGGAAUUCCCGAGCGACCUGAAGUCGGAUCAGAACGACAUGCACAACGGAGACCUGGUCCAGCUGCUCCGUUGUCGAUUGCAACCAGCAGUGACCCCUUGCUUGGGUCCAAGGGGUUCUCAAACCUCCGGAACACCUUGAUUUGUGCGACUCUCGCUUCAUAAUUACUUGAUACCCCCGUCCAAAACCCUGGGUUGUUUUGUGCAUAGGCGAUGCCCUAAUCUUUGGCGGCGUAACCUCCGAAGCAUUCCAUUUUGGACAACAGAAAACAGCAUUGUAACGGCGUUUCGUUGAAUCAGCGCAACAUCGCUUCGGAAAGAUUUAUGGGAAAUGAAUUAGAUGGGAUGGGUUUAAUGGUGAAAGGCCAACAACGAUAGGAAAUAAGAGGGCUUCCUUCAGGCAUUCAGCAACGGGGCCUGGGAUCACGCGGGAAGGAAAGGGGAGAUGAUGAGUUCCGGCUAGUCCCCGUUGUGGUAUAGUGUGUAGAAGUAAUAGUUGCAAUAAUGUAAUGGGAGACGAGUUGAAUGAA
Molecule: messenger RNA, 2784 nt
Organism: Diaporthe batatas
Lineage: Eukaryota; Fungi; Ascomycota; Sordariomycetes; Diaporthales; Diaporthaceae
Exons: 2
Coding region: 516-1967 (483 amino acids)
Biological process (GO): sphingolipid biosynthetic process; inositol phosphoceramide metabolic process
Cellular component (GO): inositol phosphoceramide synthase complex
Molecular function (GO): inositol phosphoceramide synthase activity
Source: RefSeq, a predicted model, not a curated record